Messenger RNA from Cheilinus undulatus (humphead wrasse), 1823 nucleotides. It is a transcript of the gene naxe, whose product is annotated as NAD(P)HX epimerase. The record is from RefSeq and is a predicted model, not a curated record. Bases 165 to 1010 code for a protein of 281 amino acids. Gene Ontology annotation, cellular component: mitochondrion. Gene Ontology annotation, molecular function: NAD(P)HX epimerase activity. NCBI's taxonomy places the organism in Eukaryota, Metazoa, Chordata, Actinopteri, Labriformes, Labridae. The transcript has 7 exons.
AGGGUGACCGUUGUAGUGCUGUCAAUGUUGUUGCACGGUGUUUCCACCGUAUAUUAGCACAUUAUUGAUCAUUAAGUUGAACCACUGCGUUGUUUCAAAGAACAAAAGUGCAUGUGAAGUUAACUGACAGAGAUUUCUUUGGUUUGGAGUUUGGAUCCCUCUGGAUGUUGAGUGCUCGGGCUCUGUUUGGGAUCGGCUUUCUGGUGACAUCAAGAGCAGCGACAGUUCUCGCUCAGACAUGCCCACAGUCUGCUGCAGCUAACAACCACAAGAGGGACUGUUUCAGCAGCAGAGCAGCGUCCACCAUGGCCCAGACGGUCAAAUACCUCGGGCAGGAGGAGGCCCAGCACAUCGACGAGGAGCUCUUCAGUGAGUACGGCUUCAGUGUGGAUCAGCUGAUGGAGCUGGCUGGACUCAGCUGUGCCACCGCCAUCACCAGGGCAUAUCCGCUUACUUCUCUGGUCAAGGCCAGACCCUCUCUGCUGGUGAUUUGUGGACCAGGUAACAACGGAGGAGAUGGUCUGGUCUGUGCUCGACAUUUGAAACUCUUUGGUUACGAGCCGACCAUCCUGUACCCAAAGAGACCAAACAAACCUUUGUUUCAGGGUCUGACCACACAGUGCCAGAAAAUGGAGAUCCCCUUCCUCACCGAGAUGCCUGAGGCUCAAGUGAUCGAUGAGGCUUACAACCUGGUGAUAGACGCCAUCUUCGGCUUCAGCUUUAAAGGUGCCGUGCGAGAGCCUUUUGGUACCAUCCUGGACGCGUUGAAGAAGACAACAGUUCCCAUAGCCAGCAUUGACAUCCCCUCAGGCUGGGACGUGGAGCAGGGCAGUGUGGACGGACUGCAGCCCGACAUGCUCAUCUCUCUCACAGCUCCGAAGAAGUCUGCGUCCCUCUUCAGAGGGCGGUAUCACUUCCUGGGAGGACGCUUUGUGCCUCCUGGACUGGAGAGGAAGUAUGAGCUCAACCUGCCUCAGUACCCUGGCACGGACUGUGUGCUGCAGCUGUAGAGAGAGAGGCUUAAAUGCUGUCUGGAAAGGAAUAGUUCAAGAUUUUAAAAAACUACAUACAUCCACUCUUUUUCCAGAAGUUUAGACGAGAAGGAGACGAUCAUUACCGCUCCUAUGGCUGUGAUAAUUCCUUUGCUUGAGCCUGAAGUAGGCUAGCCUGGCUUAGCGUAAAGACGGUACGUAUGAGUUUCUAGGUAAAACAUUUGAACACAUUGAUUAUUUCAUGUGUUUUGUUUUUACUGCAAGGCCAUGUCUUGUAUGAUAUCAUCAUCCUCUGACCUAUAAUCAAAACUGCUUGACUGGAUAGAAGAUCAGCAGUUCUGCACCCUAAAUGACAAAAGCUUUUAGGUAUAGCUUUUCUGUAUAGAUAUAAGUGAUUUAGUCAGCUUUAGAGGCCUUGGUAGACGUAUUUUGGAAGUUUGGACAAGCUGCCCUGCCUCUAGUCUUUAUGCUAAGCUAUGCUAACCUCCAGACUUCAGUACUCUAGUAAUUGAAAAUCAAAUCCUCAGUAUUUCUGAAUCCUUAAAAUUUUCUUCUGCAUUCUGACAUCAGUUCACAACAGCUCCAUGUGAAUAUCUAUUAGGUUACAGGUGAUUAAAGGUGAAGUCAGGUUAAAAAAACAUCCCUUUUCUUUGAAAAGUAUAAGUGAAAACCUCACAAAAGUGGUGUAAAUCUUCACAUUUAAUAUUUGAAAUGAAAAAUUAUAAUGAAUUACUAUUCCUUUAAUUUAAGGAUGAUUUGUUCCAAGUGGUGUAUGAUUGGUGAGAUAUCAAGGAGGCUCUGCUGUACAUGUAAUAAAUGAAGAUCAUGAUA